GUCACCAAUUUAUCAUCCUUGACUUCCCCCUACUGUUUGAGACAGGAAACACAGUGCCUUAUCUCAGUGAGAUUGUUGUGGUCUCUUGUGACAAGGAGACCCAGUUGAAGAGGCUAAUGGCCAGGGAUGGCCUCACAGAAAGCCAAGCUAAGCUGAGAAUACAAGCCCAAAUGCCUUUGGAAGAGAAGUGCAAGAAAGCCACACACAUCAUAGACAAUACUGGGUCAAUUCAGAAGACUAGCAGCAGGACAAAAGCCUUGUUCUUGGAAUUUAGGGCUUCAAACAAGCACUUAAAAGUAAGGAUCUUUGUGCUUUUUGUAAUAUCUUUAUGGAUUGGACUGGCUACUUGGAUGGUGGCUGUGGUGGUCAGGAGAAAGUAAACAUCUUUAUGGAUUGGACUGCCUACUUGGAUGGUAGCUGUGGUGGUCAGGAGAAAGUAAACAUCUUUAUGGAUUGGACUGGCUACUUGGAUGGUGGCUGUGGUGGUCAGGAGAAAGUAAACAUCUUUAUGGGUUGGACUGGCUACUUGGAUGGUGGCUGUGGUGGUCAGGAGAAAGUAAAUAUCCAACAAAAGGUCACAUAGCCUGCAUAUCAUUUGCAGAAGGGUAGGAUGGGAGGCUUACUGCCAAGUACCCUGGUAUCUAAUUCAUGAAGUUGGGAUUUUAAAGUGCAUUAGGUCAUAUCAAAGCUGUCAUUACACACAGUAGAUAUAAGUUUUGAAAACAUUCCAAUUUUAAUGACAAACACUUUGUGCAUGCAAAAUUCACCAGAAACGGCCUCAGACUUAAGUUGAUGUACAGUUAAAUACUGUUGUCUUUUUAGAUUGAGAGACAGUUAAAUGCAAAUGUCACUAAAAUUUAAUGUUCCUUUUAAAAUCAAUUUAUAUAGUAAUUUAAUAAAUUGAAGUUGAUUAUUA
This is a messenger RNA of Lingula anatina, 916 nucleotides long. RefSeq names its product dephospho-CoA kinase domain-containing protein. The record is from RefSeq and is a predicted model, not a curated record. Gene Ontology annotation, molecular function: ATP binding; dephospho-CoA kinase activity. Gene Ontology annotation, biological process: coenzyme A biosynthetic process. NCBI's taxonomy places the organism in Eukaryota, Metazoa, Brachiopoda, Lingulata, Lingulida, Lingulidae.